AUGAAACUGAGGUUGCGGGAUAGGAUCCCAGAUACGGACGUACUGGAACGGACGGGAAUCCUCAGCAUCAACGUUAUGCUGAGACAGCUACAACUACGCUGGAGCGGCCACCUCGCGCGGAUGGACGACGAGAGGCUACCCAAACGACUCUUCUAUGGAGAUGUCGCGACUGGUUCACGCCGACAAGGUCAAAUCCGGCGCUACAAGGAUACGCUGACAUCCACCUCGGAGUGCCUGCAGAUCAACCCGGCCAACUGGGAAGAUCUCGCCCGUGUUCGACCUACGUGGAGAACAGUGAAGACAGGCGCAGCAAUUUUCGAAGCCAAACGCGAGACACCCAAAUCUCGACUGCCGUCGUCGCCACCUCACAACGCCAAAGCCCAAGCACCUCCGACAACGAUGUCCCCCAUCAGCCUGUCGAUAAUAAUCAAUUUUGAAGAAGGCACGAUCGCCAGGACAAUCGAUUUACUGCUGUCAUUAAAAGCAGACUACUGGAACAGCCUUGGUACUCCUUGA
Molecule: messenger RNA, 516 nt
Organism: Spirometra erinaceieuropaei
Lineage: Eukaryota; Metazoa; Platyhelminthes; Cestoda; Diphyllobothriidea; Diphyllobothriidae
Source: the annotation of a GenBank genome assembly